UGACGUCACGCGGGUCGGCGCGUCCCGGCGGCCGCGGCGGCUGGGCUGCAGAGGGCGGCGGUGGCCAGCGCGGCAGAGGGCCGGCCCGGGGCGCGGAACCGCGGACGGGUCACAGCUGGGGGACUCCCCGAGAUCGUGUCCCCAGCCUUCAGCGGCUGGGCUUUCACUGGAGGGGAAGGCACCGGAAGGCUGGCCCACCACCAUGUCAACUUUCAGGCAGGAAGACGUGGAAGACUACUAUGAGAUGGGGGAGGAGCUGGGCAGUGGCCAGUUUGCCAUUGUGCGGAAGUGCCGGCAGAAGGGCACCGGGAAGGAGUACGCGGCCAAGUUCAUCAAGAAGCGCCGCCUGUCGUCCAGCCGCCGGGGGGUCAGCCGGGAGGAGAUCGAGCGGGAGGUGAACAUCCUGCGGGAGAUCCGGCACCCCAACAUCAUCACGCUGCACGACAUCUUCGAGAACAAGACGGACGUGGUGCUCAUCCUGGAGCUGGUCUCGGGCGGGGAGCUCUUCGACUUCCUGGCAGAGAAAGAGUCGCUUACGGAGGACGAGGCCACCCAGUUCCUCAAGCAGAUCCUAGACGGCGUCCACUACCUGCACUCCAAGCGCAUCGCCCACUUUGACCUCAAGCCGGAGAACAUCAUGCUGUUGGACAAGAACGUGCCCAACCCGCGCAUCAAGCUCAUCGACUUCGGCAUCGCCCACAAGAUCGAAGCGGGGAAUGAGUUCAAGAACAUCUUCGGCACCCCUGAGUUCGUGGCCCCGGAGAUUGUCAACUAUGAGCCCCUGGGUCUGGAGGCCGACAUGUGGAGCAUUGGCGUCAUCACCUACAUCCUCUUGAGCGGCGCCUCCCCGUUCCUGGGGGAGACGAAGCAGGAGACGCUGACCAACAUCUCGGCCGUGAACUACGACUUCGACGAGGAGUAUUUCAGCAACACCAGCGAGCUGGCCAAGGACUUCAUCCGCCGGCUGCUCGUCAAAGACCCCAAGAGAAGAAUGACUAUCGCCCAGAGCCUGGAACAUUCCUGGAUCAAGGCCAUCCGGCGGCGCAACGUGCGGCGGGAGGACGGCGGCCGGAAGCCGGAGCGGCGGCGCCUGAAGACGGCGCGCCUCAAGGAGUACACCAUCAAGUCGCACUCGAGCAUGCCGCCCAACAACUCGUACGUCAGCUUCGAGCGCUUCUCCAAGGUGCUGGAGGAGGUGGCGGCGGCCGAGGAGGGCCUGCGCGGCCUGGAGCACAGCCGGCGCCUGUUCCACGAGGACAUCGAGGCGCUGACGGCCAUCUACGAGGAGAAGGAGGCCUGGUACCGGGAGGAGAACGAGAGCAUCGGCCAGGACCUGCGGCGGCUGCGCCAGGAGCUGCACAAGACCGAGGCGCUGCAGCGCCAGGCGCAGGAGGAGGCCCAGGGCGCCCUGCUGGGGGCCAGCGGGCUCAAGCGCCGCUUCAGCCGCCUGGAGAACCGCUACGAGGCCCUGGCCAAGCAGGUGGCGUCCGAGAUGCGCUUCGUGCAGGAUCUGGUGCGCGCCAUGGAGCAGGAGAAGCUGCAGGCGCUGGAGUGCGGCCUCCGCUAGGCCGGUGGGGGGCCCGCGCCGAGGCCGCCUUCCCCGGCAGAGCCCCUCCGUCCCCGGCUUCCCAGUCAGCGUCCCCUGGGGAGCCCCGUGAGCCCCGCGAUCGGUGGGCACCGGGGACAGAGCCGGACGGGCGGUGGGGAGCGGCCCCUGCGUGCAAAGCCAGCGCCCGGGGCUUGGACCUGCAGGGGCCCCGCCUGCCUCUGCGGGACAGCAAGGCCCCGCCUCUUCUCGGGCCGCGGCAGCCCCCGCGGGGCCAGCGGUGGAGACGGCCUCUGACCCAGGCCCGGCCCUCACUGCGCCCCCAGGCUGAGCUCCAGAGCCCGAGCUAGGAAAUGACCUAGCCCUCGAGGCGUCGGUGUGGAGCGGUCGGCGAGGGAGGGUGUGGCUGGACAUGGGACCCCGAUCAGAAGCUGUGUCUGUCCCUCUCUGAGGCCCAGGGAGCCCCGGUGCCGGGUCAGGAGCUCCUUCCUCCGCGGCGCCUGUCACCGGCUGCCCACGAUGGCCCACACAGCCCCGGUCACACCCUUGCCUCGCGCUCCCAGCGCCGCUUUCCCAACUGAGGAGUAGCCGCCCCAGAACGCGCUGCGAAGGCCCAGUGCCCCUGCGUCCCGCGAGCCCCUGAGGCGCCCUGCUGCCUGGACCACAGAGGGUGGAGGGGGCGCCGCGGGCCGUGCCACCGCCCGCCACCAGGUGCCGCCCUCCAGCAGCGGCGCAUCCCAGGGAAAGUGGCCAAGGCCCAGGCUCCCCAAAACCAGGGCCCCUGGCCGGCGUGCUCUGCAGGUUGCGUUAAGCGAGUGCUGGACAGAGGCCGUCCUGGGUGGGUGCAGCAGGAACCCACUGGGACUGGCCAGGACCUCCGGACACGGCUGUGGGGUCUGGCAAGCGCCCUCCCCCCGGGCUGGGGUGGGACCCACUGUGCACCCAUCCUCGAGCUCUGCGCAUUGCGCCCGCAUAUCUCUGCUGCAAGCCUCAAGGAAAUAAAGCCCCACUUCUCCCA
Molecule: messenger RNA, 2564 nt
Organism: Hyaena hyaena (striped hyena)
Lineage: Eukaryota; Metazoa; Chordata; Mammalia; Carnivora; Hyaenidae
Gene: DAPK3
Product: death associated protein kinase 3
Exons: 9
Coding region: 203-1567 (454 amino acids)
Biological process (GO): protein phosphorylation; positive regulation of apoptotic process; intracellular signal transduction
Cellular component (GO): nucleus; cytoplasm
Molecular function (GO): protein serine/threonine kinase activity; ATP binding
Source: RefSeq, a predicted model, not a curated record